Molecule: messenger RNA, 2125 nt
Organism: Scophthalmus maximus (turbot)
Lineage: Eukaryota; Metazoa; Chordata; Actinopteri; Pleuronectiformes; Scophthalmidae
Product: SUMO-conjugating enzyme UBC9
Exons: 7
Coding region: 329-805 (158 amino acids)
Biological process (GO): protein sumoylation
Cellular component (GO): nucleus
Molecular function (GO): SUMO conjugating enzyme activity
Source: RefSeq, a predicted model, not a curated record
UAAACAAAUUGGGGUCCUUUUAUGCGAUAGGCUAGCUGCCGAAACGAUAGUGCGAGGCACAUUGUUUUACACAACUGUGGUAAAUUGUCAAAAGCAACACCAAUAUAUUUUGAUACGUGUCUGUGAGGAAUGAAGAUAAAGUAGAGGCGUCAUUCGGUUCGGUCAUUUACUCCCUAACUGGCCCAGUGGUUUUGCUUUUGAACGUCGAAGGGUGCGUUUUUCGGCCGUAGCGUCGUUAGCAUUAGCGGAGCAACCAAGCUAGUGCUAGCGCCCGCGUACUUCUGACCUUUAGCUCAGUCAAAUAAGAGGGAGGCGUUGAUGAGCAACAAUGUCUGGCAUUGCUCUUAGCAGACUGUCCCAGGAGCGCAAAGCCUGGAGGAAAGACCACCCGUUUGGUUUCGUUGCCGUGCCAACUAAGAAUCCUGAUGGGACCAUGAAUUUGAUGAACUGGGAGUGUGCCAUUCCGGGGAAGAAAGGAACCUUGUGGGAGGGAGGACUCUACAAACUCAGGAUGCUGUUCAAAGACGACUACCCUUCCUCACCACCGAAAUGCAAGUUUGAGCCGCCCAUUUUCCACCCAAAUGUCUACCCGUCAGGCACAGUGUGUCUGUCCAUCCUGGAGGAGGACAAAGACUGGAGGCCCGCCAUCACCAUCAAACAGAUCCUGUUGGGGAUCCAGGAGCUGCUGAAUGAGCCUAACAUUCAAGACCCAGCACAAGCAGAAGCUUACACAAUUUAUUGUCAGAACAGGACGGACUAUGAGAAGCGGGUAAGGGCACAGGCCAAGAAGUUUGCCCCCACAUAGAGAGGAGUGCUGACCUCUACCCUGCCAGAGAAGCCUGAAGUGAUGGUUACAACCAGGAGGCUGGCAGCACCUGAAGGACCACUCCACAAAGAAUCCAGUUUUGAGUAUUAUUAUACUAUUACACAGAUGGACAGUUUUUCUCUUUCUUUAAAUGACAAACGAUCGUACUUUUACCCGUCUUCAACAAAUAUUUAUGCAUUUUAAUGCAUAGCUGAUGAUCCUAGAACUCUACCGUCAACACGACCUUUGAUAUUUGUAAUUCUUGUAUUAUUCAUAUCUCCAGUUUUUGUCACGAGCGCUGCUCAGCACUCUCAUGCCUCCAUCAAUUCUGUAAGUCAUGCCGAUGUAUGGACAGAGAUGUAGAAGUAAGAUUUCAUUUGAAAAACCCCUCUUGGUGUAAUGUCCAGUCAGUUGUGGCAGAGGGCGAGUGUUUGCCUAUCUGUAACUUUACAGUUUUUAUCGAACCGUCAAGCCCCAGGAAUAUUUUAGAUAGUGUUUCAAGAAUGAGUAUAAAUUGGGAUAAAGCAUUCACAGACACAAUGGAAGUCAGUCAAUUCUUCGUGCUCCUGAACCCUUCUUUCAUCCCGAUCACCAAUUGUCAACAGAAUAUCAUCAACGUGUGAAAUUCAAGUAAGACAAUCCACCCAUUUGCAUGCUGGUUUCAAGCUGAACUGCAGCAGUCAUGUGGGCAGGUCGUGCUGCUCUGUCUGCCCCCCGAGAAGAGCAGAGUCAUGUAAGAACAGUGAGGCUGGUGAGGUCAGGGCUCUGCUUCUUCCCGUGAAACCAAAAUAAACUUAGUGUCAAGAUUCUUCUUGUAAAUCCAAAUUGCAAGUGAAACUAUUUGUGAUGAAGGUAAGUCGCAUUCAACACCAGCGUCCCAAAAUUCUGGACUAUGAUAUAGAAGACAAGUUGCAUAAUCAAAUUAAUAAGAACUGCUACUGUGUGUAUGUUUUUUUUGUUUAUGGGGGGGUGGCAUAUUCAUUCAGUAAUUCUAUCCCACACCCGAUUACAAAAUUAAUGUGAACCUCAGUCAAUCCAUAAAUAGAUACAUCUAUAAGUUCAUGUGGCUGAAGGACCCUCAUUGGAAUGUCCUCUCAACCUGCAACGAAGGGAAAUGAAAGUGCACUUGAGAAUAAUCGAAGGCCUCACGUCUUUUUUUUUCUGCCUCGAAAUAUAUGAGUGCAUGUACAUAAUAUAAAUACUGAAAAAUUGUGGAAGUUAUGUUUUAUAUUGUUUUAGCCAGUCAACAAUCGUGUGGUAUUAUAACAAAAAAACAACAAAUGGCAUAAAAUUGUGAAAUAAAGUUGAAUAAAGAUCAAA